This is a messenger RNA of Electrophorus electricus (electric eel), 5878 nucleotides long. The record is from RefSeq and is a predicted model, not a curated record. Lineage: Eukaryota; Metazoa; Chordata; Actinopteri; Gymnotiformes; Gymnotidae.
CAUCUUUUUUUUUUCCGUUUCGUUAACUUGGAGAAAAUUACUAUAGUUACAGAGACCGAAGGCAGGAGCAGACUUUUAAACGAUCAUAUGUUCUCAGCAUAUUAAGCGACUUCGGGCUUUAGGUGUGUAGUAACAUAUAAUAGACCGUUCGGAUUCCCAUGAUUUGCGUGCUCCGUGCCAGUUACUCCAAAGACUCGGAGUGACAGUUUUUCAACUGUCACUUUUUUCUGUUAGGAGGCGCUAACAUGUAAACAUUCGGUCAGCCUGCUAACGUUAGCUAAACAAAAAUAUUUUCUAUCUACCCAGCUAUCAUAGGUAUAUAAAGUUACUUGGUAAUCAAUUUGAUAAAUGACAUAGCUAUACUGUCGCUUAUUUUAGGAGUUUGUGCGUUCUAGUUUGAUCUUUUUUUCCUCUCAUAGCUAAGCGUAAUGUACCAGCUUGCUAAGCUAAAUUAACUAUCGCUAGGUAGCUAGCUAGAUAAUUACCUACAACAGCUCCUUCAUUAAAUAAUUUAGCUAGCUAGGUUAGCUUAGUUAUGCAGCUAAUAUAAUUUAACAAUUUGAAUUCAACACAAAGCCUUGAAUAGAAAUCCGGUCAGUUAACUAGCUAGCUAAGUCCAUGCUCUUGUCCAGGCUACCCUGCUAGGUAAUAGCUAGUUUGUCUAGCUAGUUAGCGAAUUAUCAUGUGCCAAGUCAAUUCCAAGUGUUUUGUCUAUCAGUGAGGUGCUGGCUAACGUUAACACUGGUUGUGGGUGGUUUGUUUUACAUGGUGUGUUUUGUGAUUUUAAAACCAACACAGUUAGCUAAGCGUUUCCGAGUCUAGAAUGGAGAACUACGAGGAAUUUAUUGAAAGAAAAAUGAGCCAAAUGACAAAUAAUGAUGAAAAGUCUGAUCAAGCAAAUAGCCAGUGGUCAUCAAAAAUACGCUUUUACGGCUUCCCUAUUCUCCCUCCGUUGCUAAACAAGGAUCAGAAAGAAGAAAUGCAAAUACUCCGAAAAGCAGCUGCUAGAAUAUAUAGAAAGAAUAUGUCUUCGGUGUCUCGGAUGUCUUGCAUACAAGCGUUUCUUGACAGUGUUGAGCUACGAAAGGCUCCAACAUUUGAGGAGUUUAGAAAUGAGACAAGAGCAACAUCAUUUACAUCUCCAUCCAACACUGAAUGCCAUAGUUUUUUAUACAUCCCUGGAAGUAAAGAUGAUUGUAAUGAAAUCAAAGCAAACCACUGGAAUUCAAACUUGUCCCCUGUUCUCCCAUCUGUUCAGAAAAUAAGCAGUGAGAAGUUACAAAUCCCUCCCAACCAUCCUUUGGCAUAUACAGCUUGUGGUGGUCAUACAACCUUAAACGUUAGACCUUUACAAGCAGAGGAUUCAUUUCAGAGCAGCCACAAAACUGUUCUAUUUGAAGAAGUUCCUUUUUUCAGACGCAGGCCAGAGAAAGCUGUUGAGGUCAGUGUAGAUUAUGAACCUGACUCUCAGAUAUAUUCUGGCAAACACCCUCUUUCAGAUGUAAGCCACCAAGCACUUUCAUCUGGUUAUGUAACCAAUGAAACUUCACACUUUGGCUCCAGUUUUGUUGAGGGAACUGCUAUUACCACAGUGGGCACUGAGGGCAGACAUUCAGAUUUUGGUGGCUUUUUCUUAAAUUCCUCAAACAUGACAAACAAGGUCAGUGACAUCAUCAGUCAUGCUCCAGUAGAUGCAGAGGUCCUGGAGGAAGAGUGUACAGCGUCGAGCCAGCCUCCAUCUCCUCAUGUAGCAGAGCAGCCGGCACACCCGCCUGUGGAGGUGGACCCAGCUGACGGGCCUUACCGCAUGAGUUUGCAAAACCUUCUGAAGAAAUCUCAAGAGCACCGGCGACGUCAGCGUCUGCUGCGCAGUCAGGCAAAGGCUCUGAAAGCCUGUGAAAUUGGGUACGCUGACAAACACAGCCUGUCCGACAAGGAGAAUGAGGAAGUCAUCCCAGCGGGGAUUGGGAAACCUGAGCUUAAAAGGAACAGGGAAAAGAGGAAGGAUCAGGAGAAUCAGGCACUCCAACUGAAGAUUUUAAGCCAGGAUGGACAGACAUGCGCACAAGUUGGAGGGAAAGAAAUCGUAGGGCUCGGUGAGCUGGUCAGCGAUGUUGAAAUCACAGGUGCUACUAAAUUUGAGGGUGCACUUGACCAUUGCCUUAAUAUUACGUCAUCAUCAAACGCUACAAGUAGUAUGACUGGAAAAGCAUUGCCACCUGGCUCAAACCAUCCACAUAUAGCUGACAGUCCACCUCAGUCUAGUUUAUCUGUGGCUUCCACCUCUGCGAAAUGUCUCUACCAAUCUAAGGGCAAGAAAGCAGGUAGUAUGUUGCCCAGGCCUUGCCUAACAUUGGGGAAAAAAUUCAAGAAUGUCCCUACCCCCAAGUUUUGCUUAAGCCCAGUGCACAGUAAAAAAGGCAGUGGCGUGUCCAGCCCAGCCAGAAAGCCCCUGGUCAAGAGGCCUGUGUGUGUGGAUGAGGCAGCAUCAGGGCCAUGCGGGUUAGGCAGAGAUAGAACUGGGUGUGUGGCAGCCGGAGCCAAGGAGACCAUACCUCUGAGCAGCAGUGUACAUCAAGCUGAACAGAUUUCUCAGCUAGAGGUUAACCUGUUGAGCCUUAAACUACUGAUCUCAGAUUUGGAGUCAACACUUAAAGAGUCACAGGUGGAUGAUCCCCAAGAGACAGCCAUGGUGUACGACUCCUCCCGGGGAACAGUACUGACAGAAAACGCAGGAGUCAGUCCACCUGCUGGCAGUAAGCCUAUGUGUAUGGUUACAUUUAGUAUGACUGCACAGAAGGAAGUCACUGGCGAGGAUUGUGGGAUGCGGCAAGAGAGUAAAGAGCACGAUGAGCCCCACUGCGUCACCUCCCUGUUGCAGAAAAUGAGGGUGCCAGAGGUGUUUCACACCAUCGAUGACUCAAAGCAGCACUCUCAGAGACUGCCUACCCAAAAUGACUCCAGCAACCAACCAGGAGAAAGGAAGGAGGGCUCUGAAACAGCUGAAGACUCCUUCAGUGGCACCUCCCUUAAUCGAUCAUAUGAUGUGGACUCUCCCUCAGGCCUCUGGUUGCAGGCAGGGCCCAUGGGGAAGCAGCUGACUCCAGAGCUAGGAGGGCAGGAGGGUGUGUCCCGGGCCAAACGCAGAUUGCUGAUGAACACAGAAGAGGGUGACGCAUCAGGACAGCAUAUGGAUGAUGGGCGACCUCAGUACAGCACACAUAAAACUUGGCAACUGAGGAAGGAGCUCAGGCCACAGAUCCCAAACCUGCAGAAGGAGAGCAGACAGCGGCAGGAGCUGAGGAAGGCACCUGGGCCACAGGUCCCACAUCUGCAUAGGGAGAACAGACAGCGGCAAGAGCUGAGGAAGACACCUGGGCCACAGGUCCCAGACCUGCAGGAGGAGCAGAGACAGCAGCAGGAGCUGAGGAAGACACCCGGGCCACAGGUCCCAGACCUGCAGGAGGAGCAGAGACAGCAGCAGGAGCUGCUACAGUCACUGGCAGCGAGAUACCAGUUCCUCCGUAGUGUGUCCUUCCUGUGUUCUGCCAUGGGCUCACGCCUGGAGGACACGGUGACCUCCUCCCCCCCCACCUCUGUUUCUGAGUGUCUCGCCUCCUCCCCUUACCCUGGCAAGUUGGUGCUGCCGGAAACGAGUGCUCUCACAGGCUCCUGUGAUGUCUCGCAGUCUCGUGGCUGUCUUCCUGUGUGUUAUCGCCCCCUGGUGGCAGCAGCAGUGAAAGGCUACCUGAUCCGCAGGCUCUUCCGUACAGAAAGAGUGGCUCAACUCAUAAGAACCAUCAAGGACACCCAGGUUUUCCUCCAGGGCUUCCAGUCUCAGACUCCAGGAAGAGAGUACAGCAGCCGUCAGGACCAGCUCCUGCAGGAGAGAGUCACGUUACAGUUACGCUCAACACGCUAUGAGCUGCAUGACCUCUUCUUCAGCCUCAGUCCUGCAGAGCGGAUGCAGGUGAUCAGUUGGGAUCGCCAGCUGACCAGGGAGCGAGAGCUCAGGCACAAGGAGAAUAAGAAGGCCUUGGCCAUAUGCAGAGGCUCCCUCUCGACUGCCACCAGGAAGGCCCUGGAGAGGAAGAGGACAGGGAUGUUACGGAAGAAAGCAGCAGAAAGGACAAAGAUGACUGGUACACAGGAAAGCCAGACCUUUGUGCCGAACCCCUGCAGGGCUCCAAAGAAGACCACUCCAUGCAGGCGCCCAAGGUGAAGAGCGUCUACGUCGUCUGGCUCUCCCUUACACAACCAACUUCCAUGUUCACACCAACACCUGUGCCUUGAUGGUGUAUUGCCACUUUGUGUUUUAAUGUUUUUUGCUUUGUUUUUACUUUGUUUGUAAACAUUUUUACAUAUUUAUUUUGGUAAGCCUAUUCUGAGAAGCAGAAGAGAAAUUUAGUAAGAAAGUUUCUUAAACAGUCUUGUAUUUUUUACUUUUAUUUUCUAUUUUUCACAUCUAAUAAAAUAGAAAAUCAGUGCCCUGUGCACCACCUUGAUUGUUUUCCCCUCAUUUGUUCUUUCAGUAUAUUCAAUUAUUUAAAUUAAAUAACAGGCACACCACCAGUCUUUUUAAAACAUAUGUAUAUUUUUUUCAAUUUUAUUAUGCGUACAUAGUCUUUUCAUUUAAAUAAUUAAUCUAAAUACAAUCUGUGGUGCUCAACAGAUGGAAUAAUUUACAAACAGCUUGUGAAAAUUAUUCUGACACUUAGCUGACCCAGUGAUUCACAUGCUGUAGUCCCCAAAGUCGGCCUGUGGAAGCCACCAAAAGCCACCCAACGACCCCAUUACCACAGCAGCUGGAGCAGCCUCCUUACAAUCAUACACAUCAGGAAGGGGGAAAGGGGGAACUUAUCCAAACACAGACCUCUUGCUCUAAAGUUUGUACACACAUGACCCCUGAAUAAAUUCAUCUGAGACAGAGGAAAGAUUUAUUCACAGAAUAAAUACCGCGCUAGACAUGAAACUCAGAGGAUCUGCAACACGCACACAAGCAACAACGCAAUUAAUUUGCACCUUGUUCUUUUAUGAGUCUUCUGCCCCAGACAAGCCCUCUUCUGCCAAGAGAACCAAACAUUUCAGACAAAGCAAACAAGGGGGGGGAAGGGGCAGCCUUUCUACAUAUGACGCAUGGAAAUCCCACAUGCUUGGGUGUUAUGAAUUAUCUGCCCUAAACCAUUUUACACAUUAUCUCACAAAGUAGGAAAUGGGGUGUGUCCAGCUAUUUGGGACACAGCCUCUAGGCUUCAGCCUUCACAGGCCCCAGUCUCCACUGCACAGAAACCCAAAGCCAAUCACCUUGACACUGAGGUUUAGACAAGUUGUAAUUACUAACUUGGCAUCCAAAAAAAAAAAAAAAAUUAUAUAUUAUAUAUAUUAUAUAUAUAUAUAUAUAUAUAUAAUUCUUUUUAACCCCAAAAUCCUCACUUGAUAAUUUUCUCUUAAUUUUCUAAAUCAUGUAAGCACUGUAAAAUGUACUUCACUCAAAAACACAGAACCAACACAAACCUCUCACAGACAGCACAGUACAAAAAUGGACACCUGUGAACUGGCAUUAUGUGGUAACCCCUCUCAGGAGUAACAAAUGUCACACAAAUGCAUGAUUGACAUGUCACAGAGGUGAUGGUUCUUUUGGUAGUGUGAUGGAAGCAACUGGUCAUUCUCUGCAGAGAAUUCUGGAGUUGGUGGAGACGCUCCUGAAAGGGUUAAACGGUAUAUUGGUUAUGCCAGAUAAUUGUCCACAACAGUGCCAUUAGACGUAUUGAGGUCAUGGAGCUUGAUUUGAGUUAGUUAUUGCAAUUUUUGCAAUAGCUAUUCAUUUUUGCAAUGAAAUGGGUUGCUAUAGCAACAGAAUAGCUAAAAACAAAUUGGA